AUGCGUCGCGAGUCAAUUCGAUGCACUCCGUCGUGGCGCCGUAAGGAUCCACGACACGACUGUGUCUUCAUCGUCGAGGACCAGGAAAAAACUGGUAUGAGGGGCAUGAUCAUUGGCCGUGUUAAGCUUUUCUUUUCUUUUCAUUUUGAGGGUGUGACAUACCCUUGUGUGUUGAUCGACAGGUUUUCAUGGAUGGGGAGAGGCCCAGAUUCAGUGACGGGCAUGUGGAAGGUGAAGCCCGAGAUUACUGGUGCACACGGAGCUCGUGUUCAGUCUGUGGAGCAUGUCGAUACCAUUCUUCGAAGUGCUCAUCUCAUCCCCGUCUUUGGCAGCGGUCCCCUCCCCGAUGGUUUUCAUUUUGCUCAUUCUCUUGACGUGUUCAAUUCUUACUAUGUAAAUAAGUAUGCAGAUCAUCAUGCACAUGAAAUUGUGUUCUAA
Molecule: messenger RNA, 438 nt
Organism: Suillus clintonianus
Lineage: Eukaryota; Fungi; Basidiomycota; Agaricomycetes; Boletales; Suillaceae
Exons: 1
Coding region: 1-438 (145 amino acids)
Source: RefSeq, a predicted model, not a curated record